Laetiporus sulphureus 93-53 is the source of this 1200-nucleotide messenger RNA. RefSeq lists its product as uncharacterized. NCBI's taxonomy places the organism in Eukaryota, Fungi, Basidiomycota, Agaricomycetes, Polyporales, Laetiporaceae. The transcript is spliced from 3 exons. The record is from RefSeq and is a predicted model, not a curated record. Bases 466 to 777 code for a protein of 103 amino acids.
GUGCUGUGCGACUCAUCGCAUCACUGACCCUUGGAUCAAUUCGAUGUGGCGGCCAGACUCGCUGUGCCUGUUUCACGGUCGUCAAGGAUAGGCGAGCCGGCGCCGGGCAUGGUCGGAGAGGACGGCGUCGAGAGAGGUGGGCGAGAUAGACGGCGAGAAGCAGGACGCGGGGAGGGUAAGACGGAGAAAACCGAAGGGCUGACCGACGGAGCGACGCGUGACGGGACGCGUUGUUUAUCCGUCCCGAGUUUAUUUGGCACGCCGGCCGAGCUGGGGACAAGUCGCUGGGGUUUGACGUCGCAGGUGGCGUCCUACUUAUACGAUCCCCCGCAUACAUACGCUCCUUACUAUGCUCUCCGCCACUCUCUGAUCCACUGAUACUCCUCGCGCACUCUCUCGACAUCUCCUCCUCGACGCCCUCUCAAACAUCCUCUAAAUAGCCCGCCUUUUCCACCAGGACCCAAAAUGGCCACUAUGACCAUGUCUGCAGGACCCUCUGGCCUCAAAUCGUCUGUAGUCAGGCCAUAUGUCUCGUCACCACUUGCUGCCAACGGUCCUUCGCGACCAACACGCAACACUCGGUUGAACGCGCCCGCAUUCCCCACAUCGCGACCAUUGCGGCCAUUCCCAUCCAUUGCCAACGUGCUGCCCGGCACAGCAGCACGAAAAGGCAUCUCUGGGGAGAAGAAGACCAUCAAACUCAUCGAGCCUCCCGCAAAUGUGAAAUGCGCGUUUGUCUUGAACCUCACCCAGGCGGAGUUCAGUCGGCAGGAUUGAAGGGAUGAUUAGAGGUGUCGCAUAUACCCGGUUUUCACUUUUUAUUCUAUGUAUUCCUCGGUCUUCCCGUUCUCCAUCAGGAGUCCGUUGUAUAGAUGGACUUGCAUGCGAUGUCCGGUAGCUUACUCGCUUCUGUGCACCGCUACGCGUAUCCCUUUCCGUUCAUCAAAGCCCUUCCAUAGCUUUCACUUCACCGUUCAACGCUCCUUCUGGGAGGGCAUGUCAUAAUUCCAGAAACUUCACUGGGGGUGUGGUCUGUAGUCAUGUACCUGUACGAGUAGGUUUCAUAUCAGUCUUUUACAAUGGCGGCUCGAAUGUGCUUCCUCCAUACGGCGUUCAUACGCGCAUACGUACUACACAUAAUAUUUGCAUCGCAUAUACUCCGUGGAUCAUGUGAACCUUGAACUUGAACGUUGGAUGCUC